GGGCCGCGGGUGUGUCGAGUCCUCCCGGCUCCUUGGGCAGACACCGCCGUGUGCGCCGCUUGCUCGCCAGAGUCUCCGGAGCCUUCACCUCGGCCUCCCUCCUCCGCCCGCGCGGCUCUCCCAGCCUCUGCGAACCACCCCGCACCUUGCGCCCGCGAGCUCUCCCGGCGCCCGACGGGGCCGCCUCGGGCCAUGGUGCCGUCCCAGGAGAAGCCCGCCGCCGAGCGGGAGGCGAGCGAGGCGCAGCCGCCGGGGUCCGCGCCCUCGGAUGACGCCCCGCUGCCCGGCCCGGGACCCUCGGACGGCCCCGACGUGUCCGCGGAGAAAGUGGAGGUGGAGCUGGUGAGGUCAACGGGCGAAGAACCCCCCGUGCCCCCCGAUGGCGGCUGGGGCUGGCUGGUGAUGCUGGCGGCCAUGUGGUGCAACGGGUCGGUGUUUGGCAUCCAGAACGCUUACGGGGUGCUCUUCGUGUCCAUGCUGGACACCUUCGGGGCCAAGGACGAUGAGAACAUGGCCUUCAAGACAGCGUGGGUCGGCUCGCUGUCCAUGGGCAUGAUCUUCUUCUGCUGCCCCAUCGUGAGCGUCUUCACAGACAUGUUUGGCUGCCGGAAAACAGCUGUCGUGGGCGCUGCCGUGGGAUUCAUCGGGCUCAUGUCCAGUUCUUUCGUAAGCUCCAUCGAACCUCUGUACCUCACCUAUGGGAUCAUAUUUGCCUGCGGCUGUUCCUUUGCCUACCAGCCUUCUCUGGUCAUUUUGGGACACUACUUCAAGAAGCGCCUUGGACUAGUUAACGGCAUCGUCACGGCUGGCAGCAGCGUCUUCACAAUCUUGCUACCUUUGCUCUUAGGGAAUCUGAUCCACAGUGUGGGCUUCUUUUACACGCUGCGAGUCCUCUGCAUCUUCAUGUUUGUGCUCUUUCUGGCUGGCUUUACUUACCGACCUCUUGUUCCCAGCGCCAAAGAGAAAGAGAGCGAGGGCAACAGGCUCUCCUUCUUUUCCAGGAGAAAAUUUAGUCCUCCGAAAAAGAUUUUCAAUUUUGCCAUCUUCAAGGUGACAGCCUAUGCAGUGUGGGCUGCUGGGAUACCGCUUGCUCUUUUUGGAUACUUUGUGCCUUAUGUCCACUUGAUGAACCAUGUAAAGGAAAAAUUUCAAGAUGUAAAGAAUAAGGAGGUGCUGUUCAUGUGCAUUGGCAUCACUUCAGGAGUUGGACGGCUUCUCUUUGGCCGCAUUGCAGACUAUGUGCCCGGUGUGAAGAAGGUUUACCUGCAGGGGAUGAGUGUUGCUAUCCUGGGACCCACGUUUCAAGAUCUGGCAGCGAACGUGAACAGAAACAUCAGCAGCUUGUCGCUGAUAUUUGUGGGCCGCGCCACCGGCUUCUUGUGCGGCACCAUGAUCGGCGGGGUUCUCUUUGACCACAUGAAUCAGUUCUUUCUCCUGGGCAUGUCCAUGGUGGCGACAACAGUGGGGCUUUAUCUCAUCCCUUUCUGCAAAACGGCCGUCUUACUGAUUGUCACCAUGUCUGUCUUUGGGGCUUCCGUUGGCGUCGUGGACACAGGUGCAAAUGUCCUCAUUUUGGCUCUUUGGGGGGACAAAGGAGCCCCUCACAUGCAGGCCUUGCACUUCAGUUUCGCCUUGGGUGCCUUUCUGGCUCCCCUGCUGGCUAAAUUGGCCUGGGGUACAACAGCAUCUGCUCAGAACCACACAGAGUCCGACUUUGGCCCUCCAAUGCUGAACCAAACCUCUGAAGCCGCCACAGGCUCUCUGUUCGCGGUUCCCGACAAUAUGAAUCUGCUGUGGGCGUAUGCCUCCAUCGGCACCUAUAUUUUAGUAGUUGCUGUGUUUCUGUUUGGUCUGUUUUGUAAGAAACGCUCAAGGCAGAAAAAAUCCACAGGCUCUGCGCAGGGAGCUCGAAGGGCUAAAUACCACAGGGCCCUGCUCUGCCUCCUCUUCCUCUUCUUCUUCUUUUAUGUGGGAGCUGAGAUAACAUUUGGCUCUUACGUUUUCUCCUUUGCCACCACCCAUGUUGGCAUGGAAGAAAGCGAGGCAGCUGGCUUGAACUCUGUCUUCUGGGGGACCUUUGCAGCCUGCAGGGGUCUGGCCAUCUUCUUUGCAACAUUUUUACAGCCUGGAACCAUGAUUGUGUUGAGCAACAUUGGCAGCCUGACCUCAUCUUUCUUUCUGGUGCUUUUUGACAAGAGCCGUCUUUGUCUCUGGAUUGCAACUUCUGUGUAUGGAGCCUCGAUGGCAGCCACAUUUCCCAGCGGCAUUUCCUGGGUGGAGCAGUACACCAGCAUAAGUGGGAAAGCUGCAGCAUUCUUUGUGAUUGGUGCUUCUCUGGGAGACAUGGCCAUUCCUGCAGUGAUUGGAAUUCUUCAGGGACACUACCCAGACCUGCCAGUAGUUCUGUACACAUGCCUGGGGUCAGCCAUCUUCACUGCUGUUUUAUUUCCUGUGAUGUAUAAAUUAGCCACCUUACCCCUGAAAGGCCAGCACAGAGGAAAAAAAGAGAGAGAGGACCAGAAAGCUUUGUCCACUAGUUCUAGGCUCUGAGGAAAAGACUAAACGUGAGCUUUAAAAAAAAAAAAAAAAGGAAUGAA
Acomys russatus (golden spiny mouse) is the source of this 2597-nucleotide messenger RNA. RefSeq names its product solute carrier family 16 member 10 (gene Slc16a10). The transcript has 7 exons. Lineage: Eukaryota; Metazoa; Chordata; Mammalia; Rodentia; Muridae. Bases 193 to 2550 code for a protein of 785 amino acids. Gene Ontology annotation, biological process: transmembrane transport. Gene Ontology annotation, molecular function: monocarboxylic acid transmembrane transporter activity. The record is from RefSeq and is a predicted model, not a curated record.